CUGUGGCUUUAUUUAAUGUAUUUUGGCAGAACAAGACAGUGACAGGGCCGUGGGUGCCUGCGUGUGCUGGUGCAAGCUUGGUGCCUGCCUGGAGGUGCCUACAGGGAGGUGCCUACAGGGCCACCAAGGCUAAUAUUGAUACAAAUGUAGAGGGACGAAAUAGAGAAGCAGGAAGACCACCACCACCACCACCACCAGCAGUGUGGAAGAAAGCUGGUGAUAAAACUCUCUCUCGCUCUCCCUCACUCUCCCUCACUCUCCCACGCCACGGAAGCAGUGGAAUAAAGCACAGGAGGAGGAAAGCAAUGGCAACCCUCCGAUCCGGCAAGCAAGUUGGCGGCAGCGAUGGCGGUGGCGGCAGCAGUGGUGGUGAGGUGGACAGCAGGGACAGAGGGGCACUACAGGCUGCGGACAUCAAGGAGAAGAGGAACGCACGGACAAGCAAGGUGGUAUUCGGCAGUCUGAUCCUGGACCUGCUUGGCUUCACGGUGGUGCUGGCUCUGUUUCCUGCUCUCCUCGACUAUUAUUCCAAGCACGACUCCAGCAGCUUGUAUUCCUCUCUGCUCUCCUGUGUCACGUAUUACCAGCACAUCAUCGGCGUCCCUGCGAGGUUCCACUCUGUCUUGUUUGGUGAAAUUGAAUUGGGAUGACCUUGUUCAAAAGAAAGUACCUGCUCCCUUUGUACCAAGAAUCAGUACUGAGUUAGAUGUUAGUAAUUUUUCUGAAGAGUUCACUGCAAUGAUACCACAGGAUUCUCCAGCAAUCGUUCCUCCAGAUGUUGAGAAAAUGUUCAAUGGCUACUCCUACGUUGCUCCAUCAAUUCUCUUCACUGACAGUGUCAUCAGCGACAGCAGCAGCCUUUUCAAGAUGUCACCAGACAGAAGACCUUCCACAACCAACCUAUUAUUGGCUUGUAGCUUUAAGGUUAGUACCCACUUUCUAUUCUGCUGUUGCUGAUUUACUUGCUAAUUUUAAUUCUUCACUAUUAACUCUUUGACUGCUGCUGCUGCUGUUUGCUACAUCUUUCCUUAACCACUAAUCACUUUGAGACAUUUUUACUUGUUCUACAGCCAUCUCUAAUCUUUAAACUGGGUACAAAUUGCAAAAUCCAUUCUUUUUAAUCCCCUUCUUUCACGUAGAUGAUUAUUAUAAAGAUUUCAUGCAUUACUUCUGGUGCUGUAAAUUGGUUUGUAUCAGUGAAAGCAUUAAAACAUACUUGAAUUUUUGGUGAAUUGUCUCAGCGUGAUUUUGACAGUAAAGGUAAAUAAAUUGUCAUAGUAGUAGCAGUAGUAAUAAUAUAAGUAUGCAUGGCUGAUGUCUUCCCCUGUGAGGGAUAGAUUCAGAUUCAGAUUCAGAUUCUUUAUU
Messenger RNA from Scylla paramamosain (green mud crab), 1365 nucleotides. RefSeq lists its product as uncharacterized. The record is from RefSeq and is a predicted model, not a curated record. The transcript has 7 exons. Bases 306 to 650 code for a protein of 114 amino acids. Lineage: Eukaryota; Metazoa; Arthropoda; Malacostraca; Decapoda; Portunidae.